UUUGCUUCUCUGUCCUGUUCUCAGUCUUGUCGAUCAACUUGUGAAGGAUUUUUAUUUAAUUUUUUGGUCUUUUGGAUAUGAGUGAGCGUGCAUAUCCUGGGUACGGUGGACUGAACUAUUCCUGCUCAGUUUGAUGGAGAAACAGUUCUUGCAUGCUCGCCAUGGCUUAUUACCCUUUCCAAGCUCAACGAGGAGCAGGUGCCUUGCCCUUGCCUGCCUUACUGGCAGCCGCACAGCCUUCCUUCCACCCCGCGCUUUGUGUCCCGGAUGCGGCGUCCCGCUCGGAGGCUGAGCGGCAGCCGGCGGGCUCCGAGGCGGGGCUGCACGCUGCCCUGAGCCGGCAGCACCACCAGGGCACCCCGCUGCGCACCUUCAAGAACCUGCAGCUUGUGGAUGGGCUGAGUGACGACCCGAAAGUUACUCUAGAAUCCAAGGAUUUAUGGAACCAGUUUCACAAAAUGGGAACGGAGAUGGUUAUUACUAAAUCAGGAAGGAGGAUGUUCCCCGCUUUCAAAGUAAAGGUUGAUGGCCUUGACAAAACUUCUAAAUAUAUCCUGCUGAUGGACAUCGUCUCUGUUGAUGACUUCCGUUACAAGUUUCACAACUCCCGCUGGAUAGUAGCUGGAAAAGCAGACCCGGAGAUGCCAAAGCGCAUGUACAUUCAUCCUGACAGUCCAUCCAAGGGAGAGCAAUGGAUGAGCAAGCCUGUUGCAUUCCAUAAACUCAAACUCACCAACAAUAUAUCGGAUAAGCACGGAUUUACAAUUUUGAAUUCAAUGCAUAAAUACCAGCCCAGGUUCCAUAUUGUGAGAGCCAACGACAUCAUGAAACUUCCAUACAGCACCUUCCUGACUUAUGUUUUCCCAGAGACUGAGUUUAUUGCUGUCACUGCUUACCAAAACGAGAAGAUCACGCAGCUAAAAAUUGACAACAACCCUUUUGCCAAAGGAUUCAGGGACACAGGCAAUGGAAGACGAGAAAAAAGGAACAAUCCUCUAAACAUAUCCCCACUACAUGAGAACAAAGCAGACUGUGCUGAUUCGGACGACUCUUGGGACCAGCCCAGUACCAGCGACGCGUUUUAUUCUCCUCAGCAAUCUUGGGCUGUGACAUCCAUGCCAAACUGUCAAGAUGAUAACACAGGAAGCGAUUCAGAUAUCGAUCUGCAAGGUGAGGAUAUCGGUGAAGCCGGUGGCUCUUGGGUCGAAUCCUCGUCUCCGCUGAGUAUGAAGAGUGACGUGAAGGAUCCGCCAACGUCUGCUGAGAAUUUCUUGGCGGAGCUAAAUCCUUCACAAGGCUACAGGAGUAAAAUCAAAGAUGGCCUGAAACAACUGCCUCUUCUGUCAAUGGAAACACAAAGCUCAUCAUCACAGAGUACAGGACAUCUACAGACUGAGGUGCUCUCAAACAGCCAUCUUGGGCCACCUUUCCUGUUUCACCCAGGACAGUUGUCUCUGAAGACAGGGGCUUUUCACCCUUUGGGACAUCUGUUUUCCUCUUUCUCAGGAUUAAACGAGCCAGAACACAGAGGGGUAUCUCAAAGCCUCGCAUCUCCAUCGCCAUUCAUGUUUCACCUAGCUCAGGGAAUUUCACUCCCACCCUUUGGAGGGUUGCUGUCAUACCCAUGGAGCUACAUGGCAUCACCAGCUGCAAUGGCCGCAGCACUCCCGACUGGUUCCACAACCUCAUCGUUUUUAAGAAACCGCUCUUUUCACAACACCCUUCCGUGGUUGCGGUUCAGCCCUUAUCAGAUACCAGCCGCUGCCGGAUUGAGCCAAAAACCCCCUCCAGCGAGUUCUAACUCGACUAAAUCCGAACGGUCCAAACCGUACAGCCGAGAGUCCAGUCCAGUGUCAGACAGUCACAACCAUAACAAGGCUGGAAACCAGCAGACUGCUCCACUUGAUAUCAUAGCUUCCUCCUAGGAACUCCAAAGCAUACACAACGCUGUACUUGAUGAAUUAAUUUCACCACUGCUAUAAACAUUUAUUAAUGUUCAUCCGUAUGUGUUGCAUAUUCCACUGACAACCACAACAUCCCGCAUAUUAUGUCAGAAGGUCAGUUCAACGUAAAAAGCACUGUGCAUAACAAACACUCCAGUCUAUUCAUAAAUACAUUUACUUGUGUUUCAUUUACAUGCCUGCUGCCUUGACUUUAAAGCGUCUGUAGGAUUUUUUUGUCCACACAGAAAAGCAUCCUUGAGGUUAAAGUCAAGGUAUCUGAGGUAAAAGGUUAAUUCAGUCCAUCUUCCUUUUUAAUACUCACAUACUGGUAUGUACAAUAGCAGCCUCCUUCAUCUUUAUUUACUAUUGUAUUGAUCCAUAUAAGUAUUUUUUUCCCUCAAGUCUUAAAACCAUGGGUCGUCUUAUAUUUGGGGGUCCAGAGAUGUAUACAGUAGUACCUCAACUUAAGAGCUUAAUUAGUUUUGUGACAGGGCUCUUAACUCAAAACACUUGUAUCCAAAAUCUACCUAUUCUAUUAAGAUUAAUUUGAAUUAUUUUCCUCGGUGCUCGCCCCUUCCCAAAAAAGCUCAAUUUUAGCAUGUAAAAUGCCUUUUAAAAAGAAAAACAAACUUUUAGAUGAGCAACAUUGUAUAAAACCAUAAAACAUAAUGCACUAAUAACAACUACAGUAAUUGUAUAAAGUAAUGUAAUAAUAAUAUACAGCAUUUACCUUGGAGUGUGGACUUUUACGUUAUUUCCUUCCAGUCAAACACACCAUCAGCAGGUUUCAAUAAUUUAUUGCAUAAAUGUCUGCCGGUCAGAUAUUAUUUAACAUACUUGGCUGGUGUUGGACUCAAUCUGCUUCAGUAUGUCGCAGACUAGCAAUGAUACGCUUAAAUUGUUUCACCAAGUUGGAGAAACGGUGUCUUAUUUAAUUCAGUGAAUAUGAUCCACUUCUCAACUCUGUCCUUCACUCUCACUUUCUUAUUUCCCGUGGUUAGAAAGAAAAACAACUUAUGUCUAUCCUCACAUUUUACAGAUUUGUGACAUUUGCUAUACCAACUCAUAGCAGGGAUGCUAAUAAAAAAAAUGGUUUUAAACUUAAAGCAUAAUAAAUAGCAGAGAGACAGCUCUUAAGUUGAGGUAUCACUGUAUGAACAGUUCUUUAAAAACAAAAUAGAAGUUAUCGAAUAUUCAGGGCAAGUCGGUAUUUGUUUUAAUAUCUGACAAGGAUCAGCAGCCAAUGUUUUUUUUUGUUCUUUUCAGGCUUCAAUUAUUUUAAACCUCACGCCUAAAAUGCUGGAAGUAAAGCAUAGUUCAAACUUCAAUUUGUAUGUCACAGUUUUCAAAUAGUAAUUUCAAGGCUAAAUGGCCUAUCUUAGAUUUCACUUAUCGACUUUGUUCAAACCUCCAGGUAGUUUUUCUUUACUCAAAAACCUGGCUGAGGGUGGAUUUAAUGAUACCUGGAGAAAAGUUCACUUGUUUCUAUUUCUAAUUGAUGUAAUUUCCAUUUGCGACGACUAUUCACAUCAUCUUGUGUGACAGUAAUAUUGCUAUUUAGUCCUGCCAAUUAAAUGUCGAUUUAAUGUGUCAUGCUCACAAGAUGCAGGUUUUCCUAAUAUGUUGUACAAUCAUGUAAAUAUGAUCUGUUCUUUAAUUUCACAUAUUGUUAUGACAAACACUUCAAGCGGCCAUUGCUAAAACUGCCAAAGAAUUGUAAGAACACUCGUACACAUUGUUUUACUGUAGCCAAGCAGCACUGUGCACUCAAAGGCAAAACUCAGGAUACUUUUUGUGAGUUUGUGUGUUUCACUAAUA
Messenger RNA from Nerophis lumbriciformis (worm pipefish), 3761 nucleotides. RefSeq names its product T-box transcription factor TBX2b-like. Gene Ontology annotation, cellular component: chromatin; nucleus. The record is from RefSeq and is a predicted model, not a curated record. Lineage: Eukaryota; Metazoa; Chordata; Actinopteri; Syngnathiformes; Syngnathidae. Gene Ontology annotation, biological process: regulation of transcription by RNA polymerase II; cell fate specification; positive regulation of DNA-templated transcription. Gene Ontology annotation, molecular function: RNA polymerase II cis-regulatory region sequence-specific DNA binding; DNA-binding transcription factor activity, RNA polymerase II-specific.